This is a messenger RNA of Chlamydomonas reinhardtii, 2701 nucleotides long. RefSeq lists its product as uncharacterized. The record is from RefSeq and is a predicted model, not a curated record. The coding region runs from base 284 to 1945 and encodes 553 amino acids. NCBI's taxonomy places the organism in Eukaryota, Viridiplantae, Chlorophyta, Chlorophyceae, Chlamydomonadales, Chlamydomonadaceae. The transcript has 9 exons.
CAUAACACGCAUAGCCCUGAGACCGUGAGCACGAGCCCUUUCAAGGAAAAAACAGUUGAAUCGUCAGACCUACUCUAUUCUUACUGUCUGACCAGCUUCCCAGAACGCUAGCUUAAUAUAGCUUGUCUCAACAGAGAUCCAGCCGGUCGCAGAGGCCCUGUUGUAGAGCGCGGGGACAACUUCCACUAGCGCUCGCACGCUAUGGACUUUCAGGGGCGCAAGGCCCCGGGGCAGACCUCCUAGUGCCUUGAGAGUAGUUGCUACCACCACCUAAGCCAGGAGAAUGGACUCGGCCUUUGCAGUGGUGGAGGCGAUGCAGGUCGCAGCUGCCGGCAUGGAGGGAAGCCGGGACCUGGUGCACCAGGGCCGUGAGCUGCUAUCGUCUGCCACGGGAUUCAACUGGUUCCUUAUCCUUGUGGCCGCGGUUGUGUCGGCCCUGGUGCUGGCCGGCUGCAUAUACCUGCUCGUGGAAUACCAGCACCCUGAGGACCGGAACCAGGCAUGGGUCCCCAAGAUUGUGGUGGUGAUCUCCAUGACGCUAGCCAUCUGGACGGUGCUCUUAUUUCCCCUAGACGUGGCGAACACCCGAGCGUGCGCGCAAAGUAUAUCGCCCAGCGCGUGCACCUACACGCUGCCCAUGCACCAGCUGUGGUACGCGUGCUUCAUCUCCAACCUGGUGCUGGUGUUCCUCAUCAUCCCCUUCACGCUGUUCUUCUACGAGUCAGACAGCGACUACACGUUCUGCCAGAAGGUGAAGGGCUCGCUGAUGUGGACAAUGGGCUUCCUCGUCUUCAUCGUCCUCAUCAUCGUUAUUAUGUAUCUGCUCAUCGGAUACGUGGUGUACCCCACGCAACAGCUGACCAGCGGCGUGCGCAGCAUGAACGUGCUCAAAAACUUGGCCAGCUUCAACAGCAGCGCCUGCAUCAAGCCGCUCAAGAGCAACCAGACGGAGGCGUCGGUGCCGGACUACCAGUGCUCGGCGUUCUCCACCACCUUCCGCUCCAGCAGCUGGAAGCUGCGCGUGUCGCUGCCCGUGUACAUCAUAGCCAUCCAGUCGGUGCUGGGCUGGCUGGUGUUCCUGGUGUUCGCGGGCGUGGGCCUGGUGGCGGGGCCCAUAGACUGGCUGCAGGAGUUCCUUGGCCGUCCAAAGGCGGUGAUCACCAAGUCGGAGUACAUGCGGAGAGGGCAGAUCAUAGCGCAGCGAGCAAAACAAAUCAUGAACAUGCUGACCAUGAUGCGGCGCGGCGAGCGCGACCGUCGGUGGCGCAGUAACUUCCAAAAGGUGCAGCGCGAGGUAGCCCUGUUGGAGGAGGACGAGUACCAGCUGGAGCGGGUGUUCCCACAGGGCGAGGACGGCCAGGUCCGCUGGGUGCUGUUCAUGCUGGGCUUCUACGUGCUGGCGGUCAUGGCGGUGGUGGGCUUCUGCCUCACCUGCAUGUGGAUCGCGCAGAUCAUCGCCUACAUGCUGCCGCCCGUGCCGCUCAGCCCGCUGCUCAACGAGAUGUUCGUGGCGCUGGACGGCGUGUUCCCGCUGUUCGGCGUGCUGGCCUUCGCCAUCUUCUGCCUCUACCUCAUGAUCGCGGCAAUGAAGGGCAACUUCAUGCUGGGCCUCAACUUCCUGGUGAUCAAGCUGUACCCCAUGCGGCCGGGCGCCACCAUGAUGAGCUCCUUCCUGGUCAACACCGCGCUCAUCCUGCUCAUGGCGCCGGCCAUCGUGCAGUUCUGCGCGCAGGCGUUUGCUGUGUACGCGGACGGCACCUCCAUCUUCGACGUGUUCGGCAACCAGGUCAUGUACCUGAUCGGCCUCAGGUACAUCUACAACCUCAACAUCUUCCUGUACGCGAUGCUCGCCAUCUGCCUACUCACCGCCAUCUUCCUGGCCUUCCGCGGGAAGAAGGUGUGGAAGCGGCGCAACCCCAUGGACGCAUACGCCAUGAUCGACUAAGAGGCGCACGCGGUAAUUAGCUAAGAGGCGGGCGGGUUUACCAAAGCGGCCUGCGGAAGAGUGCUGGGGGAAGAGUCAGACAGAGUUAGCGAAUGCUUGAGAGGAGUAGAAUGUGUUGGAGCGGGGAAGGUAGGGCGUGGGAUGACGGGUGGGUCAUUAUGGUGCGGGUGCCGGGUGGGGAGGACAUGCACCGACGUUGUUGCGGUUGCGGUUACCAAAAGCUGUGACGCUGAGGAGGGCUCGCCGCGCUGCCGUGAAGGACAUCAGCGGGCCGGUGUCGAUGCAUUCUGUCGUGUGGUAUGCCUGCGUGGUGUGCGUGUGUGUGUUACUGGUCGUGUGUGCGUGUUCACGUGUUUUCGCCCUAGCAUAGGUGGUGAGCAACUCUCACUGACAUUACGAUAACCGUAGCAUGUGACAAACGUUGCAUGGUCUUCUGUGGAACACGUGAAGUAUAGAAAUGUGAGCGCCCUGUGACGGGAAACGACGGUGGGCACUUUAACCACCGGAUGUGAGCUUUGGCAGUUGCGAUGGCGAAGCGGCGAGCUGCAUUGCGGCGCGGCUGGCUGGCUGGGAGUCGUGGGACGUGAUCAACCCUCAUACCUUUUAAGAUAACGUAGAAAGCCGAGUGUAUCAGUAGCCGGGGGCAUGUACAUACAAUAGGGACACGAGCACGAUGAGUAUGUCACCCACGAUUGACGUAACUGCUUAACGGCAUGUGCCACACUGCCACGCGUCGCUUUGUAACCUUGGUCAAGG